AUGGAUUUUGUUUCAACAGCUGCAUCAGUCAUUCAGCUGGCUGGUGCUGGUCUGAGUCUUGCGAAGACUAUUUUCGAGAUUUACCAAGAGGGUGCCGAGGGAAAUAAGCAGCUGAAAGAACUUUCCAUGUUCAUCAAUACAACUUCCACUAUAUUGGAGGAGAUUGGAAAUGCCUUUCAAAACGAGUCCAAAUUAUCAAAGCCCAUCAUUUCGGAGAAUGCAAUUUUAACGGCAGUCAAUAUCAUAAAAGAAUGUUCAGACAGUUUUGAUGCCAUACGAGAAGUCGUCAAUAAAGCGCAAACGAGUACUGCUGGUCUCUUGCGACUUCAAUUGAAAAAGUCUCAGUUAGCCUCUCUGCAGAGUAGGCUGAGCAAUCUGAAGGAGGAUCUCGCUCUCAUGUUGCAAGUUCUCACCCUGGCGCAUAUCAAAUCUCAGAAUUCUCAGACCGAUGAAGAGACUUGCCAGCGUGUGCUGGUAGUGGAAAACAACAUUAAGAAAAGCUAUAUCUCUCAGCAAAACGCUCAUGAUAGGGAACCUACUAGAGAAGUCACAGCUUACUACGAUGAAGAGGGUCAGUCGAUAAAAGGCCCAAACACACCAGAUUUCAGCCCUCACUGGCAAGUGAACAUGCCACCCAAAUGUCAAGUGUCGACAAAUGGAAACCAAGCUCCAGAGGCAGCAAUAGACCAGAGCAGCAGCCCAAGAUUCACCGAGGAAAUUGUUGUCUCGAAUCCCAAAGCCACCAAAAUUUCCUAUUGGUCCGCAUUAUCGAUUACAAGAGUUGAGGGAGAGGUACAGCUUGAUCGUACAACGCACAUCGAGCGAGAGGACAGUCGUAUUCAUGCGACACUUCCAGCCCCUAGAGUGUAUGGCAGAGAGAUAACGCCAGCUUGGCGCGACUCAUUGGAAGAUGAUAUACCUCGCUACUAUGGAGUUCUUCAGACUGGGAACUUUGAUCAUGACACUUUGAGUGCGAACAAUGUUGUCGAUAGGCUACUGCGCGAGUGGACCACACUAUAUAGCGAACUAUAA
This is a messenger RNA of Penicillium malachiteum, 1032 nucleotides long. RefSeq lists its product as uncharacterized. The coding region runs from base 1 to 1032 and encodes 343 amino acids. NCBI's taxonomy places the organism in Eukaryota, Fungi, Ascomycota, Eurotiomycetes, Eurotiales, Aspergillaceae. The record is from RefSeq and is a predicted model, not a curated record. Gene Ontology annotation, biological process: regulation of DNA-templated transcription. The transcript is spliced from 4 exons.